Messenger RNA from Rhipicephalus sanguineus (brown dog tick), 2429 nucleotides. RefSeq names its product retinal guanylyl cyclase 2. Gene Ontology annotation, molecular function: protein kinase activity; guanylate cyclase activity; ATP binding. Gene Ontology annotation, biological process: cGMP biosynthetic process; protein phosphorylation; receptor guanylyl cyclase signaling pathway. NCBI's taxonomy places the organism in Eukaryota, Metazoa, Arthropoda, Arachnida, Ixodida, Ixodidae. The record is from RefSeq and is a predicted model, not a curated record.
UUCGACGGCUACUACUUCGAGCGUCCCGACAUACUGAAGGGCUCCCAUGAUUCCCUCAGGCAGGCGCACACCAACAGCAGUCUUCAGAGCCUGCACGCCAGUCUCGACGACAGGCCUAAUUGCGCAAGGCUAAAGGCGAAGGGAGACACAGUUUACCUAAAGUAUCUCAUAGUCCAUAGCGCCUUCGAGAUCAAGACGAAAGCUAUGAAGCAACUUCAGAUCAUGUACGAGAUGCGCCACGAGAACAUCAAUUCCUUCCUGGGUUGCCUGGCGGACCCGUCACAGCCGGCGCUCGUGUGGGAGAUGUGCACGAGAGGCUCGCUCACCGACGUGUUGGCCAGCGAAGACAUCCGCCUGGACUGGACAUUCCGCCUGUCGCUGCUCAACGACCUUGUUAAGGGUAUGAGGUACCUGCACAACUCACCAAUAAGACAACAUGGACACCUGACGUCACGUAAUUGCGUCAUCGACUCUCGCUGGGUGCUCAAAAUCACCGACUACGGCAUGCCCGCUUUCCAGGAUCUUCAGGCCAUCGCAACGCUAGUAAGAUCGGCCAAAGACUUGCUGUGGACGGCGCCCGAGCUGCUCCGCGGAGACUGCUCGCUGCUGCGUCGUGGCACUCAGGCCGGCGAUGUGUACAGCUUUGCCAUCGUGAUGCAGGAGGUGUUGCUCAGGGGAGACCCCUACUGCAUGCUGCCCCUAACGGCUGAAGAGAUCAUAGAAAAGCUGAAGCACCCGCCGCCUCUCAUCAGGCCAUCAGUGUCAAAGCAAACUGCCCCACCCGAAGCCCUGCACAUAAUGCGUCAAUGCUGGGCCGAGUCUCCCGACAUGCGGCCUGACUUCGACGUCAUCGCGGACCGCUUCAAGUCGUUGUAUCACGGAAGGAAAGCAAACAUUGUCGAAACAAUGUUUCAAAUGCUAGAAAAGUACUCCAACAACCUCGAAGACCUCAUCAGGGAGCGGACAGUGCAGCUGGAUGAAGAGAAGAAAAAGACCGAACACCUCCUCAACAGAAUGCUGCCGAGCUCCGUGGCAGAGACUCUCAAGGCGGGCCUGCCCGUGGUUCCAGAGAAGUUCGAGGAAGUGACCGUUUACUUCAGCGAUAUCGUCGGCUUCACGACCAUAUCGGCGUACAGCGAACCGAUGGAGAUCGUAGACUUUUUGAACGACCUCUACACCGCUUUCGAUUCUACUAUCAAUCACUACAACGUCUACAAGGUGGAGACCAUCGGUGACGCGUACAUGGUGGUAGGCGGGCUCCCCGAGCGCAACCGAGACCACGCCGAGCAGGUGGCCACCAUGGCUCUCGACCUCCUGCACCUCUGCGGCCGCUUUCGCAUCCGGCACAUGCCCAACGUGCCUCUCAUGCUGCGCAUCGGACUGCACACAGGAGCUGUCGUAGCCGGAGUGGUGGGCCUUACCAUGCCACGAUACUGCCUCUUUGGUGACACCGUUAACACGGCGUCCAGGAUGGAGUCUACGGGAAGAGCAUACCGUAUUCACAUCAGCAAGACAACGGAGAAGAAGCUCCGACAAGCCGGUGGUUACAUUGUGAAGUACAGAGGAGAGAUUGUGCUCAAAGGCCGCGGGAGACAGCCGACUUACUGGCUGAUAGGAAAACAAGGCUUCAACAAAGCUCUGCCCGAGCCUCCUCAGGACGAAGAAAACGAAAUGAAAAGAGUAACGUAUCUUUUCUUGCUAUUUUGCUGCCAGCUGGAACAACCACGGAUUCAAGGACGAAGAGAUAUUCAAGGCACUGGGUCGCAAGAAAGCUGACGACAUCCUCGACGCUCCGGCGUCACCACUGUCCCCGUAUGGCAACAAGACGGCCGUCGGCGGCUACGGCGGCGACGGCUCCGCAGGAGCCGGCAUCUCGGCUUCCUUACCCGACAGGGACGACGCUCGCGCGGCACGAACUUCCGUCGCGUCGGCGCAGGAGUUCGGUCUACCGGACAGUCUGAGCCCGUGCCUGAGUCCCGUCAGUCCUAGUCACUCGUGGCACGCCAUGCCGGACUCCUGGAACUGCGAGUCGAGAAAGACCGCUACCGACUCCUCCGUAGGAGCUGCCACGUUGGCCGCAGCGGCGACCGGAGUCGGUGGCUUGGGGGCGGGUCUCAAGAAGAGUAACAAGGUGGCCGCCAAGGAGUCCGAGCCCGCGGUCCAGCCGUCGUGGCGAGAGAACGACGUCGCCGCCGUCGACGACCCUAGCGUGGUGCCUCCUGGAAUUGGUGGCGGUGCCGUAUGUGGUGGUGGUGUCGUCGGAGGCGGCAAAGACUCCUCCGAGGAGCGGUCUUCGUGGCCAGCCACGAGAAACUCGUCGCCUUCUCAGUCUUCGUGGCUCAGGCACAGCUGCAGCUCUUUGAGACAGCUGUCAUCUCCCAGUGACACGGAACAUGUGUGACAGUCCCUCCAUGCGGCGUGUGUGCUCG